This is a messenger RNA of Cricetulus griseus (Chinese hamster), 973 nucleotides long. The record is from RefSeq and is a predicted model, not a curated record. NCBI's taxonomy places the organism in Eukaryota, Metazoa, Chordata, Mammalia, Rodentia, Cricetidae.
AUGGCGAGCGAGACAGCCCGCGCGCCGGCGCCCGUCGAACCCAGCGGGGCUUGCAACUGGCGCUGCGCUGAGCACAGCGAACGCCUGGCUGAGCUCUUCUGUCGCCGCUGCAGCCGUUGCGUGUGCGCGCUGUGUCCGGUGCUGGGUGCCCACCGCGGCCACCCCGUGGGCCUGGCUCAGGAGGAGGCUGCGAGCGUGCAGAAACUCAUCGGGGACUGUUUAGAGUGUUUGGUGACCAAGAAGAAACAGCAUGCUGACAACAUAGCCCACUUGGAAGGCAGCGGGGAAAGGCUCAAGGCUUAUGCAGACUCAAGUAAAGCCUGGCUGACACACAAAUUCACAGAACUCAGAUUACUCCUGGAUGAAGAGGAAGUACUAGCCAAAAAGUUCAUCGAUAAGAACACAGAGCUCACCCUCCAGGUGUACAGGGAGCAAGCAGAGUCUUGCAGGAAUCAAAUUGAGGACAUGGAUGAUUUCUCUGCCAGGGUGUGGGUCAUCAGCCUGGAGCCCAACCCCGUCCAGCUGCUGCAGGCAUAUAUAGCCACUAAGUCAGAGAUGGAACAGCACAUGCGCCCCUCGGAGCUGAGCCACCCUGUGCCCCUGUCCUUUGAGCCCGUCAAGAACUUCUUUAAGACAUUUAUGGAAGCUAUCCGGGACACUUUACAGACACCAAUGGAGACUCGCCUGAAGGAAAACAUAAGCUGCCAGCUAUCUGGCUCCUCCAGCUCCAAGCCAGGCGCCUUGUUGAAAACCAGCCCUUCACCCGAGCGAUCACUCUUCUUGAAAUGUAAGACCCAGGAGUGGGGGAGGGCGUGGGAGGUUUGCACCUUCCAUGCCUCCUUCCAGGAGCCGCUCUACCCGGCCCUGCGCCUCUGGGAGGGGGCCAUCAGCAUACCCCGGUUGCCCUAGGCGAGCGUGCUUCCUUUCCUAGGCUAGUCUACAAGGCUCUCCCUACGCAACCCCACGCUGCCUG